Rattus norvegicus (Norway rat) is the source of this 543-nucleotide messenger RNA. The record is from RefSeq and is a predicted model, not a curated record. Lineage: Eukaryota; Metazoa; Chordata; Mammalia; Rodentia; Muridae.
CCAGAAAGGAGAGCCAACUAUGUGAAUCUUAAAUCUUUGGAAAUGGUUUAUGCCAUGGAUUUGAAUAUGUGUCAAGACGUGUCCUUAAAAAGCCUUAGGAUAGUUUUGAGGCGAACAGAGCCGGAGACAAAAGCAGAGCUGAACUUGGGAUCUAACAAGAUGGUGGGGCUGCCCCUCGGGAUUGUCAAGGAAACCCAGCGUUGGCUGGCAGAAUCAAUUCCUGACAUUAAAGAAAAACCAGAUGAGAAAAAUGCCCAUUAUUUUCAUGUGGUCAUUGCUGGCCCCCAGGAUUUCCCCUUUAAGGGAAGGAAUUUUAAACUUGAACCAUUCCUUCAAGAAUACCCAAUGGCAGCACCUAAAGUACGUUUCAUGACCAAAAUUUAUCAUCCUCGUGUAGACAAGCUAGGAAGAAAAUAUUUAGUUAUUUUGAAAGAUAAGUGGACCCCAGCACUGCAGAUCCGAACAGUUCUGCUAUUAAUCCAGGCUUUGUUAAGUGAUCCUAAUCCAGAUGAUCCGUUAGCAAAUGAUAUAGCCGAGCAGUAG